AUGACUGACCUCUUUGCGGUGACAGCAACUUUCCUCUGGCAGACGACGGAGACAGUGUUGGGAGUCGCUCCUCUGCCGGGCUCCACUAUGAUGUCCCAAAGUGCUGAGUCACUGGGCCGCGCCGCACUGAAUGACAGGCCCGAUUUCACUGUUGCCCUGCGGCCAAUUUCCUUGUGGCAGGGAUUCAACGAGGUGCUGGAAACUUUCCAGAUAGAAUUCAACUCCAAGAGCAUCCUGCAGUUUGUCAGCAAUGAGAGCGCCUCAGACCCGCCGCUCCUGAUCUCCCGGUUCUUACCCCGCCAACCACAGACUGGAGACAGAGACAGACAGGACCUGCUGUCUGUCAAACACAACACCGUGACAACGGACCGCCCCAGCAGCCCCCGACAGCGGACCCCCUCCGAGAUGGAGGAUGAGGCCAGCCCCUCACCCAGGUCCAAGCCUCGUUACACAGGCCAGGUCCGCCUUUGCACUGCCCGAUACAGCUAUAAUCCUUACGAUGGACCAAACGAGCAUCCUGAAGCAGAACUCCCCCUUGUGGCUGGGAAGUAUCUGUACGUGUACGGAAACAUGGAUGACGAUGGUUUCUAUCAAGGGGAGCUGCUAGAUGGCCAGCGAGGACUCGUUCCUUCCAACUUUGUGGAAUUUGUCCAGGACAAGGAGAAACUAGCGAUUCAAGCCGGCGAUGGAGGGGAGGAGCGCGGCUCACGGGACCAUAUGUCCCUGGCCUUAGUGGCUUUUGAUGGAGGUUUCUCCCAAGAUGGCCCUCUGGGCUCAUGUAACGCCUUGGUUCCCUAUAGCAAUGGGACAGGGGGGCCCCUGGACCCUGAGGACCUGGCGGAAGACGUUGUGCCUUAUCCCCGAAAGAUCAACCUGAUCAAGCAGCUGGCACGGAGCGUCAUUGUGGGCUGGGAGCCUUCACUCGUGCCUUUAGGCUGGGGGAACAUCUCCGGCUACAACGUGUUGGUGGACGGGGAGCUCCGGGCCAGCGUGGCGUACGGCGGCCGCACCAAGAGUCUGCUGGAGAAGCUGGACCUGGACGACUGCGUGCACCGUGUGUCCGUGCAGAGCGCCACGGAGCGUGGGCUCUCAGACGAGCUGCGCUGCACCCUGCUGGUGGGGGCCAACGUGGUGGUGGCUCCCUGCGGCCUCCGGGUGGACGACAUCCAGCGCGACACCGCCGAGCUCUCCUGGUUGCCGAGCAACAGUAACUAUGGCCACACCGUGUUCUUGGACGGGGCGGAGCAUGCGGUGGUAAAGCCGGGAAGGUACAGACUACGCUUCAUCAAUCUGAAGCCCCUGACAGUUUACAAAGUGUCGGUGGUGGCACAGCCGCACCAGGUGCCAUGGCAACUGCCGCUGGAGCAGAGAGAGAGGAAAGAAGCCGGUGUGGAGUUCUGCACUCAGGCGGCAGGCCCCCCCCAGCCUCCCCUUGAUGUGCAGGUGCUUUGUGGGCAGGCUCCAGGGGUCCUACAGGUACGCUGGAAGCCCCCCAUCCUCUCCCCCACUGGCACAUCUAAUGGGGCCAAUGUGGUGGGUUACGCAGUCUGCACUAAAGGACAGAGGAUAGCUGAGGUGCUGUUCCCCAUGGCAGACUACGUCACUGUGGAGCUGACGAGGAUUCAGUGCCUGGAGGCGAGGGAAGUGAUCGUCAGGACGCUGUCCGUGCAGGGGGAAUCCCAGGACUCCCAAAUCGCCGUCAUUCCAAAUAAUCUCCUUGUGCCUGCACCUGCGAUCCCCCUUCCGCCCCCAAUGCACCCCCACGCAGGCCCCCACACCCCCACCCUCAGCCCCCCUCAAGCCCACCCCUCAGCCCCACCCUCAACCCCCACCCUCAACCACCCUCAGCCCCACCCUCAACCCCAUCCUCAACCCAACCCUCAACCCCACCUCCCAUCCCCUCACCAUCCUCACCCACCACCCCAACUUCCUGCUCCACCCCAGGCGCAAGGACAACAACUCCAAAUUCACCCUCAACCCCAUCCCAGGCACCCCCACCCAGGCGGACCCCAGCAGCCCCAGCUUCGCCCCCCACAUCCUCAGCCCCUGCACCUUCAGCCCCGCCUCCCUCACCAAGGUCCCAGGCCCCAGCACCAACUGCCUCUGCUACCCCACCCUCAUCACCACCCUAUACCUCAGAGACCAGUAUGUGCCAGAGACCUGGAUGCCAAAGAGCACGCGGCCCACCAAGGGGGGGCCUUCCCAGCGGGCCAGCCUGGCUGGGACCCCUCUCGCUCGCCCUCCUCCCAGCCUCCUGGGCCCAUGCAAGGCCACACUCUCGAGGCCCCUCCCUCUGCUAAUCUACGCUCCCCCUCCCCCCAGAGGAUUCUCCCUCAGCCCAGAGGCACGCUCAUCCCGGACACCGUGGCCAAAGCCAUCGCCCGAGAAGCAGCGCAGAGGGUGGCAGCAGAGAGUGGCAAGGGCGACAGGAGGCAGGUCAGAUACGGAGAGCAGGGUCGUACGUUUCACCAGCAUCACUCUGACGAGGAAGAGGAGGAUGAAGAAGGGUUUUCACGCGGCCGCCGAAGAGGACCCUCAGUCGAUGAGUUCCUCAGAGGCUCGGAGCUUGGGAGGCCGCCUCACUAUAGUCACAAUGAAGAGUAUCACAGCGAGAGCAGCCGGGGCUCUGACCUGUCUGACAUCAUGGAAGAGGAUGAGGAGGAGCUGUACUCUGAGAUGCAGCUGGAAGAGGGACGUCGACGCAACUCGCACAACACACCCAAGAACAACACUCCUGGAGGCCGCCAUGACCGAGAGGGGAGAAGAGUUCCUCACGGGGGGCCGCAGCCUCAGAGGCGGCCUCUGAUGGUCCCCUCCAUUGAGGUAACCUCUGAGAAUAACAGUGAGGGAAACCCCGCCACCGAGGAUGUUUAUGGCAGAGUAGCUCGGCACAAGACGCGGUCGUCCCGCAGGCAAACGGGCGGCACCAGGUCUCCCCAGGAUGGAUACAGGGAUCGCCGCUCCCCCACGUACUACGAUGAGUCGGAGCCGGAGGAGUCCUUCCGGAUCUUCGUGGCCCUCUUUGACUACGACCCUCUGUCCAUGUCCCCCAACCCAGACGCAGCCGACGAGGAGCUGCCCUUCAAAGAGGGGCAGAUCAUUAGGGUGUACGGUGAUAAAGACACAGAUGGGUUCUACAGGGCGGAGGUGAGGGGCCGGAUGGGGCUGAUCCCCUGCAACAUGGUGUCAGAGAUCAGAGCUGAGGACGAGGAGACCAUGGACCAGCUCAUCAAACAGGGCUUCCUGCCCCUCAGCACCCCCGUGGACAGAUUAGAGCAACACAGAAGAGGCCUCCGUCGAGAUCAGGCCCCCCGGAGGAUGGUGGCUCUGUACGACUACGACCCCCGAGAGAGCUCCCCUAAUGUUGAUACGGAGGCCGAGCUGACCUUCUGUGCUGGUGACAUCAUGGCUGUGUUUGGAGAUAUUGAUGAGGACGGAUUCUAUUAUGGUGAGAUCAACGGCCACCGCGGUCUGGUUCCCUCGAACUUCCUGGAAGAAGUGCCUGAUGACGUGGAGGUGUAUCUGACCGACACCCCGUCCCACCAGCCCCAGGAAGAGCCUGCCAACCGGCCCCCCCCCAACCCUGCGGCCAGCGUCUCGGAGGGCAAACGGGUUGCCACAGAAACCACCGACACGGUCGACAACGGCGCCGCGCCUGUGCGAGCGCCGUCCCCCAUCGCUCGGCCCCUCCUCCCAGGGACCAUGAGACCCAUCAGCCCUGCGAGGGGCCCCCGCCUCCCUCUGGAACCCCGGGACCCCCGGGACGAAGAUAUGGCGAACAAGAAGAAGAAAGGACUACUUUCCAAGGGGAAGAAGCUCCUGAAGAGACUCUCCCCUGUGAAAUAAGAAGAGAGAGCGUACAUAUCGGGCUCUGUUUAUUGCAUCCAUACAAUCAACUCUGAUCCAACAGCACAUGACAGAGAGGAUGGACUGUGAGAGCCUAUUUUAAAAUAACAAGUGAUAGAAUUAUUCAUGUACGGAUACAAAUCACGUAAAUUAUGUACAGUGCAGUGCCAAAAUCAAGAGAGGUCGCCUGCAGACACAAAAACAUAUUACUGUGAUGUAUUUAAAAUCAACGGAUGACUUAAAAAAAAAAAAAAACUAGGAUUUUCAUGACAUGUUUUUUUCUUUAUUGUAAAAACAAUUCCUUUCAAGCAGGGUAGCUGUGAAAACAAAGCAUCUCAGUUCCUUUCUUUUCAAAGCAAACAACAACAUUUACGUGGAGUAUUGAUGUUGCCACUUCAAGGAAACAGAGACCAUACUCUAAGAAAAUCAAAAAAAGACUACACUGUUAUCGAGGCAUUCUGUGAAGUAAUGCCGGCUGCUAACACAAAGGCUUUAUUCAGUGCAAUAUCAUAGAGAGGCGGUAGCAUCAUGUGGGAAGAAAUGAGACAUUUCUACUUGUACCUGUGAUUUCAACAGAGGGGAGUUUUUCUAAAAAGUAUAUCAGAUUGGCAACAGGGCAUUACAGCUGUCUCAGUGGCCUUUAUGAAAACAAUAUGAGCGUGACAUUCCUCGUUUGAUUCACACCAGGGUUUCUUUGUUUCAUGACUUGUCUUUUUUCCGAGAGUUAAAGAAGAGCAGAAGUGUUUGUUGUCCUCGCUGUCAAACUGUCAUGAAACGCCUAGUUCUAAAGACUACAUUUUGUGUCUGUCUUCCUAUUGCACAAAGGUUGGUUUGGAUUGGUUAAAGAUGUUUGGUGUGCCUGAGUAUGUGAUGCGUUCAUGUUUUGCACCGCUCAUGUUUCUUGUUCACUUUUCAUUUCUUUUCUGAAGGAGAGGCCAUGCAUUUACGGGUCCUGUGAUUUAGUGAUGUGCUGCUACCUCCAUUGCCUGUGCACUGUUCAGUUUUGAUGUCUCAUGUUGAUAUAGCCGGCCAAGUUAAAGCCUCAUAGAUUACAAAAAGGUCCUGCUUGAGGUCUGUGAAGAGAAAUCUGAAAUGAUUUAACAUUUUGUAUCUGGCUACAUGUAUUCUCUAUACUCUUAGUCACAGAAGGACUAUAUAUAGUAUACUUUAUAGGGAUUUGGGUAAAAAACACAUUGUAUUCCUAUGAUCUUGGAUAAUGUACCUAUUUAUGAAAUAAGCACAUGUACUCAAACUCUGGAGACUGAGGUUUAUUUAUUUAGAAACAAGCCAACCUAUUUGCAUAAUGCCACAAGAUUUGCACUCAGAAAUGUCAUCAGGUCAGACAAACUCAUUAUUCUACAGGCUGUCACACUGACUCUCUACUAAUUCUGUUUCUCAUAUAUUGUCAGUUUAAAAAGCCCCAACAUUUAUCUUUCUUCCAAGAUGGAUGACGCUGCAUGAAGUGAGAACAAUACUGACGUUCGAAUUAAGGUUGAUGACUGAAACUGAAUGACUGCUUUUAUUAUUGAAUUAUGUUUUACUUGAUUCAAAGUCAUUUUUCCUCUCAAUAUUCAGUUUAAGUUUACAGAGUUCAUCUUAGAUUCAGCAUGGUUUUUUGACUUCAACAUUCCGUUGCCAGAAUAUCUAACAACCUUAGUUAUAACAGCUGUUUGCUGGUUUUCAGAAAAUUGCAACGCCUGUAGUUUGGAGAUCAAAUGAAAUGUUGAUUCGGAGCUCUAAAAUGCACCGAAAAACAAUAACAAACUUUGAUAUAAUUGAAACUACAAUGCUAACAUGAUGGACACUAAUUGCAUAAGUCAUAGCUAAUAAUUCAAACAUUUAUCUGGUGACCUUGAACACAACCCAAUUCCCUCAGUUUUGCUUGCUUUUGAGGGUUAUUGUGUGUGUGUGUAAAUUAUACAAGAUUAUAGAAAUAAUGUGUUGGAAUAACUUGGAUUACUUACACAAUCCCAACGUUAUGUGUGUUGUGAGAGUGGCAAAAAGUGCUCUAACUGGAGGGAUAGUAUGUCUUAUAGCUUUAAUAAAUUAAAAACGUCUAUCUCUGCUUAUUUUUUUUAUAAUCUAUCAGAUUUAUCUUCCUCAUGUCAAGUUGCUCUCGAGGGUUCUUUGUCCUCAUUAUUUAUUAAAAUUAUUGAUUAAAUGCAAUGACAAGUGAGGGUUUUGCCAAAAUGGAAUGUAAGGGAAGUUUGGCUGGAUUUAGGUUUACAUGAUUUUUGUUCCAAAGCUUGUUGUGUAUAGUUUCUCUUUCACAAAGUCACACAUUCCUGUAACACGGUGUCCCAAUACCAAAAUCAUUCUCUCGUGAAUGGGUGUAGUGUCUCUGAACGCUGUAGCUCUUUUGUACUUUUAAUCCAUUUGUAGAUAAUUUCUUAAUGUUUCUACUUGAUUUUACGACAGCCUUUUUGUUAGUGCACUGAGAGUUCCUCUCCCUGUAACAGACUGCAUUCUCCAUAGUGUCCUUUGAAUCAGAUGUAUCGGUCCACCGUAUGUGCUUGCUUUGUGAAUCAAAGGUUAAAAAAA
Molecule: messenger RNA, 6387 nt
Organism: Notothenia coriiceps (black rockcod)
Lineage: Eukaryota; Metazoa; Chordata; Actinopteri; Perciformes; Nototheniidae
Gene: rimbp2a
Product: RIMS binding protein 2a
Exons: 18
Coding region: 1-3846 (1281 amino acids)
Biological process (GO): neuromuscular synaptic transmission
Molecular function (GO): protein binding
Source: RefSeq, a predicted model, not a curated record